Chinchilla lanigera (long-tailed chinchilla) is the source of this 3853-nucleotide messenger RNA. RefSeq names its product sphingosine-1-phosphate receptor 4 (gene S1pr4). The coding region runs from base 1788 to 2954 and encodes 388 amino acids. Gene Ontology annotation, cellular component: membrane. The transcript has a single exon. Gene Ontology annotation, biological process: G protein-coupled receptor signaling pathway. Gene Ontology annotation, molecular function: sphingosine-1-phosphate receptor activity. The record is from RefSeq and is a predicted model, not a curated record. Lineage: Eukaryota; Metazoa; Chordata; Mammalia; Rodentia; Chinchillidae.
AGCCUCCCGAGUGCUGGGAUUACAGGCGUGUGCCACCACGCCUGGCUCUGUGUUUUGUUUUUGCGACAGAGUUUCACCAUGUAUUCCAGGCAGGCUUCGCACUCGUGGUGAUCCUCCUGCCACAGCCUCCCAGAGUGCUGGGAUUGCAGCGAGGCACCCCACACUGGGCUACCGCAUGUGCUUUGGGGCUUAACUGUUUUUCCACCUGACGACAUAUCCUGGGUGCCAAGCAUUGGUGCCUCACACCUGUUAUCUCAGCACUCCAAGAGGCUAAGGCAGGAGGACCAUAGUGAGUUCAAGGCCAGCCUGGACUAUGUAGCAAGAACCUGUCUCAAAAAAUGAAAAAAUAUGUCACUGAGUCUGUUCCCCUUAUGGAGAACUUCCUGGUGCUUUUACCCCACUGUGUAGUAUUCCACUCAGGGCCAUGGCACAGCUGCUGUCCUGUGUGUAGACCUUGUCUUGCUCUUCACAGUCUGCCUUGACAGAUCGUGCCAGGGACGGGGCCCAGGGCCCUGUGCAUGCUAGGCAAGUGUGCACGAUCCACACUGGCACUGGGGCUCAGAGCUGCGUGUCUUUGUGACCUCCGGUGACCAGAUGUGGGCUCCUUCGCUGCCAGCCUUGCUCAGCUUCCCCGUCCCCGCCCUGCUGUGGCGGCGCCGUAAACGAGGGGAUGGGGGCAGGGCUUCUUCAGCCUUCUCCCCCUUCCAGCCCUGGGGAUGCUCUGGCUUCUCGUGGGGACCCUGGGACAUUGUGGGACACCUGUCCCUUUCAUUGAGAUGCAUGUCCCCUGGCACACCCGUGCCCGUGGGGGGCAGUGCUGGCAGAGCUGGUGUGGCCGCCCGUCCCCCGGCUCAGGACAGCUCAUGGCGAUGUGGGCUGGGGGCAGGAGGGGACCUGGCCGAGGACUGGAUGUGGCUGAGGAGUCUUGGGUCCUCCUCUCACUGCCGUGGCUGCUGCACCACACCCCAAACCCUAAUGGGGCGCAGCGGGGUCCCAGGCACAGGGCAGGCAGGGAGCAACCCCUCUGCCCGCUCCUGCUGUUCGCAGUCAGGGUUCCGGGGUGCACAGAGCCUCUUCCGCCUUCCCACCCACAACCGUCUCAAGUUGUGUCACCCCAGCCGGUGUUGUGGAGACACGGGGGGGGGGGGCACUCUGUGUGCCUCCUCUCUUCCGGGCCCAGGGGCCUCCAGGGUCCAGCACUGCUCCUAUCAGGGGAGCUCAGGGGCUGGCAGUGCAGCCACCAACCCCAAGGGGUGUCCGGGCCUGGUGGGGUCACCUCUGUGAGCCUCAGCUUCCCCUUCUGUGAGCGAGCAGACCAUCCAAGUCAAACCUGGCCCGGCAGUGUGCACACAACAGGGUGAUCAUGGGUGUGCACAGAUAAGCACUUAUGAAGCGCCCACUGUAUACGUGCAAGCUGGGAGCUGCUGGGGAGAAGGUGGGGGUCAGGGAGGGGGAGCUUUGGGGCAGGGGCAGGUGUCCCGCUGGGGAGGUGUGGCGCAGACUGUUUGCAGCCCACCGCCCUUGAGGAUCUGUGCUUCUGCAACUGCUUCCCCUCCUGUUUCCGGGAGGACGUCCGUGUCACCGUGGAGGACGGCUGUCCCCAGCCGUUGUCACUGGGCCCCUCCCCACAGCCAGCAGCCGUUGGGGUGCCCCUCCCUGCUCUCACCCCCACCCUGGGGGUACCUUGAACACAACAGGAAAUUUCAAAUAACAGGAAACCAAGACCAGGAGAAGCAGGCGACUCCACCCUGCCUGCCUGGGACCUCAGUCUGUCCCCCGGGGAGGUCAUGAACACCACCGGGUGGCCUCCACCGCCGGUGCCCCCUGAGGCCUGCUACCAGCUGGCGGCCGGUGGGCACAACCGCCUGAUCAUCCUGCACUACAACCACUCGGGCCGGCUGGCGGGGCGCGGGGGCCCCGAGGACAGCAGCCUGGGCGCGCUGCGCGGACUGUCGGUGGCCAUCAGCUGCCUGGUGGUACUGGAGAACCUGCUGGUGCUGGUGGCCAUCGCCGCGCACAUGCGCUCGCGGCGCUGGGUCUACUACUGCCUGGUCAACAUCACGCUGAGCGACCUGCUCACCGGCCUCGCCUACCUGACCAACGUCCUGCUGUCGGGCGCGCGCACCUUCCUGCUGACGCCGGCGCAGUGGUUCCUGCGGGAGGGGCUGCUCUUCGCGGCGCUGGCCGCCUCCACCUUCAGCCUGCUGCUCACCGCGGGCGAGCGCUUCGCCACCAUGGCGCGGCCCUGGAUGGCCGAGAGCCGGGCCACCAAGCGGGGCCGCGUGUACGGCUGCAUCGGCCUGUGCUGGCUGCUGGCCGUGCUGCUGGGGCUGCUGCCGCUGCUGGGCUGGAACUGCGUGUGCGCCUUCGAGAGCUGCUCCGGCCUCAUGCCGCUCUACGCCAAGACCUACAUCCUCUUCUGCGUGGGGGUCUUCGCGUGCAUCCUGGUGGCCAUCCUGUUUCUCUACAGCGCCAUCUUCUGGGAGGUCCGGGCCAACAGGCAGAAGGCCCAGCGCCCCGCCGCCCGCUCCAAGUCCCGGCGGCUCCUGAAGACGGUGCUCAUGAUCCUGGUGGCCUUCCUGGUGUGCUGGGGGCCGCUCCUCGGCCUGCUGCUGGCCGACGUCUCGGGCACCAACGUGUGGGCCCAGGAGUACCUCCGCGGCAUGGACCUGAUCCUGGCCCUGGCCGUGUCCAACUCGGCCAUCAACCCACUCAUCUACACGUUCCGCAGCCGGGAGCUGCGCCGCGCGGUGCUGGCCGCCCUCUGCUGCGGGUGUCUGCGGCUGGGCCUGCGGGGACCCGGGGACUGCCUGGCCAGGGCCACCGAGGCCCAUUCCGGGGCGUCCACCACCGACAGCUCGCUGAGGCCCAGGGACAGCUUUCGGGGCUCCCGGUCGCUCAGCUUCAGGAUGCGGGAGCCCCUGUCCAGUAUCUCCAGCGUCAAAAGCACGUGAGGCGUGGGCAGGACGGGUGAGGCGGGGGGCCCAGGCCCCGACACCGGCCCGCAGCCGCCGGGGCCUGUGACCCGAGCAGGGUCCCUCCCCGGAGUCACCUCGGACAGGGAGGCCACGCGACGGGAGCAGAGAGCACCCGGAGUGGUGGCCUGGGGUCUCUCUAGGGUGCCUGGCUCCUGUGGGAUUUGGGGGAACUCCCAGUCCCUCUCUGGGCCUCCGUGGGGCACCCCAGCUGCCAGGCUGUGGGUUUCAGACCCUGGGGAUGCUCAGGUUCAAAGACGCUGUGGACUUCUUGGGCCAUGAGGUCGUUCAGCGCCCGUGUGCAGGGCGGCAGGCAGGGCCCUUUGGCAUAGGGGCCCCGGGGAGCAUGGCUGCGAGUGGGGGUGCUGCGCGAGGAGCGCCAUGUUGGCUUGCACAUUGUGUACCCACCGCGAGUGCACUAGCACGGCCUCUGGCACCUGUCUUCUCACUUCCUCUUCGGCGGAGCCAGCCCUCCCCCCACCUGUGCAGCCUCCUCCCUAGCUGUUUUAUUUUUUGAGUUGGGGUCUUAUUAUGCAGUUCAGGCUGGCCUUGAAUUCAAGGGGAUCCUCCUGCCUCAGCUUCCUGAGUGCUGGGAUGACAGGUGUGCACCACUACACCUGGCCUCUUCCCCCAGUUCUUUUGUAUCUUUUGGGGUUCCCUUUGUAUCUUUUGGGGUUCCCUUUGGGGGCCCAGCAGGGAGGAAGAGGUCCAACCCUCCUGCCCUAGGGAGAUGAUGCCUGGUGGUUCCUUCCAGCUCACUGCUGCCACUUGCCACAUCUGUGAAAUGGGCUCAUGGAGGGACCCACCUGUCAUGGAUUGACAACUGGUGGUCAACUCCUAACACCCAGCUGAACUAAACCAGCAUGGUGCUGGGUGUG